Molecule: messenger RNA, 1355 nt
Organism: Hydra vulgaris (swiftwater hydra)
Lineage: Eukaryota; Metazoa; Cnidaria; Hydrozoa; Anthoathecata; Hydridae
Product: lactosylceramide 1,3-N-acetyl-beta-D-glucosaminyltransferase
Biological process (GO): glycosaminoglycan biosynthetic process
Cellular component (GO): Golgi membrane
Molecular function (GO): UDP-galactosyltransferase activity
Source: RefSeq, a predicted model, not a curated record
GGAAUAUAAAUGUAAUGGUACGUAAAAUAAGAGCUUAUAAGCAUGUGUUUGGACUUUUUCUAUUUUUAUCUCUCUGCAUUUUAUUUUAUUACUCGCUUAAAACAACAUUACAUAAGUAUAAAGACUCUCCCAUUUCAUUGGUGAUUGCAAGUUCUCAAAAAUUAUCGCCUCAUGAUGAACACAUGAAGCGACUCUAUGAAAAUAGCUUGAAAUGGUCAUCUUAUUCUAAAGGAUUGAAAAUGAAAUAUCUCCUAGAAAAUCCAAUUUAUGCAAAAUGGAAUAUGAGCAAAGCUAAGAAGAAAAAAAAAGUAACGAUACUUUUAGUUGUUUCUUCAGGUCCUAAACGUUUUGAUCGUCGUCAAGCAAUUAGAGAAACAUGGUGGACACAAUGUAAAGUUACAGGCAAUGUGGUACCUGAAUGUAUAUUUUUUACUGAUCGUCAACAGCCUGGUGAUAAAUAUUAUGAAAAUUUACUGUCAGAGUACAAUAAGUAUGGUGAUAUUCAGUUUCAACCAUUGCGUGGUGGUGUUGAAUUUGGAAUGCGAUUUUUAUAUCAUUUGGUGUGGGCUAUGAAUUAUUACGAGUUUGAUUAUUUUUUACGUUCUGAUGACGAUUAUUUUUUAUGCUUUGAGAGAUUUUUAUUAGAACUCCCUCAACCAAUGCAAAAGGAGUUUCAUUGGGGUUUUGUUCAUUGUAUUAGUGAGUUAGUCCGCCCAGAAGAGAGUUUAAUUUUGCUUUCACGAGAUCUAGUUGAGAUUUUUCUAUCACAACCACCACAACUUAUUCUUUGUCAUCCACUUGCUGACCAAAUGAUUGGUGUAUGGGUUACAGGUUUAGGGAUGAACAACUUGUAUAGACACGAUUAUCGUUUACAUCAUGCACCUAUUGUUGAUCAAGCUCCUCAUUUGCGAAAUAAAAAAAACAUUUGUAGAAAAUUUAUAGGAAUACAUGGUACUUACUCUAACGAUAUGCAUUUGUUUUGGCAAUCAAAAGGUAUGCCGCUUAUAAAUAAAACAGUUAAAGAUUUAAAUGAAAAACUUGGAAAUUUAAUUACCAAUUCUGAAGUAUGUGAGUUAGUACAUAAUUUUAAUUAUUUGAACUUCGAACCUGAAUGGCAAUAUGAACCACAACGAUGCAUAUACAAUCCUUUGUGGGAUACAGGAAAACAAGCAGUGCUUGAUGGAGUUUAUAUUGGGAGGCAAGAUGAUCAUAGACUAGCAAAAGAAGACAUUAAAAACUUUGUAAAUAAAAAAAAAAGUUUUUGAAAAUUUGUAAAAAAAUCGUUUUUUUCUUGGUAAAUUUCUUCUUGUAAAUAAAUCAACUAAAAAAUUACAAAAAUAUUUUUUUUUAAAUCA